CCGGGCCGGCCCUCUUCCUCCUCCUCGUCCUCCUCCUCCUCCCUCAGGCGACGACGGCUUUACAAUGUGUUUGCCUUGUUUGUGCGAAAGAGAAUUUUACGUGCACAACAGAUGGGCUCUGCAUUACUUCGGUGACACGGAAUGGAGAUAAAAUCAUACGCAACAGCAUGUGCAUAGCAAAAAUCGAUCUUAUUCCCAGAGACAGGCCAUUUAUUUGUGCUCCCUCAUCAAGUGAAGGAGUUACUACAGUGCCUCAUUGCUGUGACAAAGAUUUCUGCAAUAAAAUAGACCUUCCAAUUCCAACACCAGGUCCUGCACUAGGAAAGCUUGCUUCUAAUUUAGGACCAGUGGAACUGGCUGCUGUUAUUGCUGGACCAGUCUGUUUUGUCUGCAUUUCACUUAUGUUGAUCCUAUAUAUCUGCCAUAAUCGUGCUGUCAUGCACCAUCGUGUUCCAAGUGAAGAAGAUCCUUCCAUGGAUCGCCCCUUCAUAUCUGAGGGCACCACUUUGAAAGAUUUAAUUUAUGAUAUGACUACUUCAGGCUCUGGAUCAGGUUUACCAUUACUUGUCCAAAGGACAAUUGCAAGAACAAUUGUACUGCAAGAAAGUAUUGGAAAGGGUCGCUUUGGAGAAGUCUGGCGAGGGAAAUGGAGAGGAGAAGAAGUUGCAGUGAAAAUUUUUUCCUCAAGAGAAGAACGCUCCUGGUUUCGUGAGGCAGAAAUCUACCAGACUGUUAUGCUACGUCAUGAAAAUAUUCUUGGAUUUAUAGCUGCAGACAAUAAAGAUAACGGCACAUGGACACAACUGUGGUUGGUGUCAGAUUACCAUGAGCAUGGAUCUCUCUUUGAUUACCUGAACAGGUACACAGUUACUGUGGAAGGCAUGAUAAAACUGGCUUUGUCUACUGCCAGUGGACUCGCACAUCUUCACAUGGAAAUUGUUGGCACUCAAGGAAAACCAGCUAUUGCUCACAGAGAUUUGAAAUCAAAAAAUAUAUUAGUAAAGAAAAAUGGAACAUGCUGUAUUGCAGAUUUAGGUCUGGCAGUAAGGCAUGAUUCAGCUACAGACACAAUAGAUAUUGCACCAAACCACAGAGUGGGAACAAAAAGGUACAUGGCCCCUGAAGUACUCGAUGACUCUAUAAAUAUGAAACAUUUUGAAUCUUUCAAAAGAGCAGAUAUUUAUGCAAUGGGGUUAGUGUUCUGGGAAAUAGCUCGCCGAUGUUCAAUUGGUGGAAUUCAUGAAGACUACCAGUUACCAUAUUAUGACUUAGUCCCUUCUGAUCCUUCAGUUGAAGAAAUGAGGAAAGUUGUUUGUGAACAGAAGUUACGACCCAAUAUCCCAAACAGAUGGCAGAGCUGUGAGGCAUUACGAGUAAUGGCCAAGAUUAUGCGAGAAUGUUGGUAUGCCAAUGGUGCAGCAAGGCUAACAGCUUUACGUAUAAAGAAAACACUGUCACAGCUCAGCCAGCAAGAAGGCAUAAAAAUGUAAAUUUGGAGGUGCUACUGAAGGAAACUCUUAAAGGUCCAUGUCUGCACUUAGUUUGGGUAUUGAGAAGGCUGAUUGUUCUACCUCACUGAGGGAACAGAAGGAUAUGGCUGCCUUUUUAUACAACAUAGGAAGAUCAGUGA
Molecule: messenger RNA, 1630 nt
Organism: Euleptes europaea (tarantolino)
Lineage: Eukaryota; Metazoa; Chordata; Lepidosauria; Squamata; Sphaerodactylidae
Gene: TGFBR1
Product: transforming growth factor beta receptor 1
Exons: 9
Coding region: 168-1490 (440 amino acids)
Biological process (GO): cellular response to growth factor stimulus; heart development; protein phosphorylation
Cellular component (GO): activin receptor complex; plasma membrane
Molecular function (GO): ATP binding; activin binding; SMAD binding
Source: RefSeq, a predicted model, not a curated record